Molecule: messenger RNA, 1155 nt
Organism: Cotesia congregata
Lineage: Eukaryota; Metazoa; Arthropoda; Insecta; Hymenoptera; Braconidae
Source: the annotation of a GenBank genome assembly
AUGCAGCCUAUAAAUUUUGUCAAAACGACGACUAAAUCAAACAAUAGAGUGUAUCGAUUUUUUCCAUUGAUUCAACACUUUAUUUACAAAACUGUAGGAGUGUCACCAUGGAUAUUGGACACUUCUGAGAACUAUCAAAAUAAAGAAGUAGUUUCUAAAUUUUCAUGCUUUGGAUCUCUAUACAAUGCUUUCGUGAUUACGUUAAUUGUUUUAUUUAAAUGCUAUUAUGUAAUUAAUGGUUCUACAGAUAAUGAUCGAACUGACAACGAUGAAGACAAAAAAAAAGAUGACACAGUUGACAUUUUAGACAAAUCUCAAUCUAAAUCUAUGGUCAGUGUCAUCAAUCGUUUGAUCAUAAUUGACAGAAAAUUGAAUCAAUGCACAAAAUUUGAACCAAACAGAAUUUCAAGCUACCUCAUUUUUCUAGUAAAUAUUGCAAUUUCCUGCGGCACAAUACUAAUGGUCGCAUCGAAUUCGUCCGUAAAAAUAGUGAUAAGCGAAAAUAUUCCAACUAUUAUCAGCAGUUGGGUUAUUAUUCAGUACACUCUGCUAUUGAUUGUCGUCGAGGAGCGGUUCAAAAUAAUAAAUUCAAUAAUUUACAAAAUGGGCGACUUCGCAAGUGACAGUACUCGAAAACCAACGUUACUGCUGAUUGAUGUAUCCAUCUUGCGUGAUUCUGUCUGUCAGAAUAUCGAUAUUAUGAUGAAGAACGCUUACGUGGAAUUGUGCGAUAUUUGUGAUGAAAUCACCGAUUUUUUUGGAAUACCGGUAUUGAUUAGCAUAAUGUACUUCAGUCAAGUGGGUAUAUACAUUUUAUACGACCUAAUGAUACCAUCUCUUAAAAAAGAACCUAACGAGUUUGCAUUUUAUUCCACCAUUUUAAUUCGUAUUGUGUGGACCGUGUUUUUAUUUUUGGUAUUAACUUCAAGUGUUUCGAGAACUACCAGUGAGAGUAAAAAGACGGGAAAAAUUAUUAGCCUGCUUACAGAUCGAUGUCCCAUGAAUCCAAAAGUCAAAGAACAAAUGACCAAAUUUUCAAAUGAUCUUCUGCAUUUUGACGUCAAGUUUUCUGCAUGUGGGAUCGUACCAUUGGACAGAAGUCUCAUAGGAACAAUAACUGGUACUAUUGCGACGUAUCUUGUGAUUUUCAUCCAA